CCCCUCAUUUCAUCACCUACACGCUACGGCUUGAAGUUAAAGCCCUUGGAAUUUCUCAUCGCUCAGAACUCCAAGCUCUUCUUCAAAAUUAAUCAUGGCCGAUGAAGGAACAGCCAACUGCAUCGACAUCAUCUUGGCCAUCAUUCUUCCUCCUCUUGGAGUAUUUCUCAAGUUCGGAUGCGGGGUCGAGUUUUGGAUAUGCUUAGUGCUGACCCUCUUUGGGUACAUCCCGGGAAUCAUCUACGCUGUUUACGCCAUCACCAAAUAAGUUUCCUAUGCUGCAGGGUCUUCUCUGUUGAUGUAACUGCUGUGUCGCUGCCUUUGUGAAACUGUUGAUGUUUGAUGGGUUCAGCUUAUUUUUUCUGUAUAUGAUCUUUUCAUGCUAUUGCUGUCUCAGUAAUUAUCAUUUUGUUUAGUUUGGUUUCAGUUCGUGGGUUUGUGAUGCUACUUGUAUUACUUUGUUCCUAGCAUUCAUGCUAAUGUAACUUAUUCUUGCUCUUUUAUAUUUUGAAUCGUUUUCUCUUUGUCA
Molecule: messenger RNA, 529 nt
Organism: Asparagus officinalis (garden asparagus)
Lineage: Eukaryota; Viridiplantae; Streptophyta; Magnoliopsida; Asparagales; Asparagaceae
Product: hydrophobic protein LTI6B
Exons: 3
Coding region: 95-268 (57 amino acids)
Cellular component (GO): membrane
Source: RefSeq, a predicted model, not a curated record